Prorocentrum cordatum is the source of this 630-nucleotide messenger RNA. NCBI's taxonomy places the organism in Eukaryota, Dinophyceae, Prorocentrales, Prorocentraceae. The record is from the annotation of a GenBank genome assembly.
AUGCGAACGCCAAGAGUCGUGACCGUGGAGCUGGACCCCGUGAAUGCGGUGGUGGCCAAGACAUUCCUGCUGAUGGCCGGCCUGUCGGCGGACGUGGAGGUGUGGCCUGGCGGGAGCGCGGGCGUCGCGGACGAGCUCCUGGCGCGCUUCGGCCCAGGCUCGGUCGCGAUGCUCUUCAUGGACCACCGCGGCAGCCUGUUCCACGAGGAUCUGCGCAGCUUCGAAGACGCUGGGCUGUUGGCCGACGGCGCCGCGGUGGUCGCGGACAACGUGCUGAAGCCGGGUGCGCCGCAGUUUCUCUGGCUCGCUUCCCGGAGCAGAUCCCUUGAGGCUCGCUUCCUGCAGGUGCCAGAGUUCGGGCUGGGCCACCAGGCGCUGGAGGACUGGAUGGCGGUGUGCCGCUUCCGCGCCAGGGCCGGCGGGGCGUUGGGCCCCGAGGCGACCGAAGCGUGCCCAGCCGCCGUCGUCCGCCUGGCCCGACGCUGCGACGAGAUGCGGCGUCUCACUCUGGUGCGGCGAGGCGGGGUUGGCAUGGCGGAGUGGGCUGCGCACUCGGCCGAGACGAAGGCGGCGCUGCAGGCUCUUGGCAUCGGCGCCGACGUCCCCGACCUCCCACUGAUGCCAGGGUGA